GGAAGGAGUCAAGGAGGAGGAAGCCAAAUCCAAUUUCGCCGUCGUCGCCGUCGUAUGUGGCUGCCCGCACCGUCGCGGGGAAAAUCGGACACCAUUAGUUGCCACCGCUCUUCAAAUCAAUUCUCCGAUUAUUUCUCUCGUUUCGCUCUCUUUUUUGCGCGCGGCACCUGGGCCGUGACAGAACAUUCUCGCCGACACCGUCGUCGGCCACAGGGAGAGCUUGGUGAGCUCGAUUUAUGGCCGGUUUCACGAAUUAAGCUGAAUCAGGAGGCGGGAAGGCGACAGAAGAACCUAGUUUGGAGGAGGAGGAAGAUGGAGCAGCAGCUUGGCUUCUCCUUCUUGUUCUCUUUCUGUUGAGAUUGAGUAUUUUGGGGGUGAAAAUUCAUGGCGGCCUCUGCCCAACACCGCUGCGUUUUUGUUGGGAACAUACCCUAUGAUGCAACUGAAGAGCAGCUCAUAGAAAUCUGCAGAGAGGUUGGCCCGGUUGUGUCUUUCAGAUUAGUUGUUGACAGAGAAACCGGAAAACCAAAGGGUUACGGGUUCUGUGAGUAUAAGGAUGAAGAGACAGCUCUCAGUGCUCGCCGUAACCUCCAGGGUUACGAGAUCAAUGGCCGGCAAUUGCGUGUAGAUUUUGCAGAGAACGACAAAAAUACUGAUAGAAACAAAGAACAGGGUAGACAAGCUUCUAAUACUGAUCCUAGGAGACAUGGAGGACCCCCUGCAAACAUUGCAGAUGCUACACAGCAUCAGCCAAUAGGUCUCCACAUAGCCAUGACCGCUGCCACUGUCAUGACUGGAGCUUUAGAUGCUACCCAGACAGCAGUGCAGCCGAAUCAGGCUGCUUUCCAGGGCCAGUCGGCAUUAACAAGUGACCCCUUGACACUUCAUUUGGCCAAGAUGUCUAGGAGUCAAUUGAACGAAGUUGUGACUGAGAUGAAGGUAAUGGCCACACAAAACAGGGAAGCAGCUCGUCAACUUUUACUUGAGAGGCCUCAAUUGCCAAAAGCCCUUUUUCAGGCACAAAUAAUGCUAGGAAUGGUCACCCCAGAAGUGCUGCAAAUGCCAAAUAUAAGAGCACCUUCAAGUCAACUGGGAUUACCUCCAUUGCAAGACACCCAGCAGGGUCAACAUGCCCUUCAGACAUUGACGGGGUCAGCCCCUCCUUCCCAGGGGACAUACCCUAUGACUCAAAUACCAGGUGGUCACUCAUCUGUAGUGCCUCUCAAUCCUUCAGUCCAAAACCAGGUUUCUGCAUCCUCAAUGCAUCCUAUGCAGCCUCCAAAUAAGACCCAUGUUCUUCCGCAAGCUCCAUUACCCGGGAAAUCUGUAGUCCCGCUACCUCUUCCUGCGCAACCUAUCACCAGAUCACAAAAUCAGGUGACGGUAGAUUCCUCGCUCUUACCCCAACAAAUUCAACAAUCCAUUGUACAGCAGCCAGGACAGUCUGGAGGUGGAAAUUACGGCUACAAAUCCCAAAUCGGUCUUCGUCCUUUUGUGUCAGAAACAUCAGCUAAGCCUGAGCCGCUGAUGUCAUCAGGCAUUUCAGAUCCUGGUCGCAUGGAUGCCCGUCCAGCUACUCAGGUUCCCCAUGAAGCUACAAGAUAUAACCGGAACAUGAGUUACAGGCAGGAUCCCAGGGAACCAAGUAAUCGCCCUACAAAGCUUCUGAAGUUGGACGAAGGCAGGAACAGGUCUUCCUCAAUUGGGGAACGUAACAUGGCCAACCACACCGAAUUUGGUCCAAGCCAAACGGUCCCAGCUAUUUCAGUGCCUACGAAGCCACUCCCCAAGCCAGAAGAGAAACAAGCACCUCAGCUUCCAUCAGAUGUGGAAUCUGCCCUGCUCCAGCAGGUGCUAAGCCUUACACCGGAGCAGUUGAGUUCAUUGCCACCGGAGCAGCAGCAACAGGUGAUUCAGCUCCAGCAAGCACUUAGACAGGAUCAGAUGCAGUCAUCAUAGCAGCAGGUAGUUGUCUUUUCCGCACUGUACUCCUACUGAGGAUUAUAGCCUGCUGCUGCUAUAUCAGCUUGUAACCUAUUCUUAUUAUGUAUGAUGAACUCCCAUUUCAGCGGUGAACCUCAGAACCUGCAAUUUUGUUUUUAUUUCACUUAGGGAAGAGGAGAAGGAGGGGAAAAAACGUAUCUUGUUCCAUCAAGUAGAGUCCUCCAUUUCAGCAUCGUAGAUAAGGGGGGUUGCCUUGUAGAAGAAGUUUUGCCUUUUGUACCAUUAUUGUUCAUUAGAGAUCUUAUAAUUAUUUGUUCUGCAACUUCUUUGGUGUUGGGUUUUGGGAUGGAAGUAAUAAAAGGUUAUUGUUGCU
Linum trigynum is the source of this 2317-nucleotide messenger RNA. The record is from the annotation of a GenBank genome assembly. Lineage: Eukaryota; Viridiplantae; Streptophyta; Magnoliopsida; Malpighiales; Linaceae.